AUGAUUAUGAGCCGUAGUGUCAAUAUUUUAUCUAAUUUAGUUGAUGAAAUUUAUUAUCGUCUAACAAAUACAUGGCAACAAACAACAAAAUCAUUAGCUGUUUAUAAUAAUGAAAAUCAAAUUAUUGGAAUGUCAAUAACAUCUGAAAAUGAUGAACAACAAUUAUGGAAAAUAAAACAAUUAAACGAUAAUAAUAAUUUUACUUUGUCAACUAAAUUAAAUAAAGCCAACCAAGUAUUGACAUUGAUUUCAGAAUUUCCAUAUAAAUUAAAAUUAGCUCCUCUAGAAGAACAAUCACCAUAUCAACAAUGGAUUUUUGUUUUAACAAAUUAUCCACAUGAACAACAAUCAGCCUACCGUAUAAAAUCAAGAUAUUUAGAAACAAUUGAUAAACAAUUCCACUUAGAUUUAUUAAAUGAUAGUACAGCUGAAAAUUCAUAUAGAGUUGCAAUGAGGCAACAAAGACAUUAUUCAGGACAAUACUGGAAAUUAACCAACAGGUAG
Molecule: messenger RNA, 504 nt
Organism: Didymodactylos carnosus
Lineage: Eukaryota; Metazoa; Rotifera; Eurotatoria; Philodinida; Philodinidae
Source: the annotation of a GenBank genome assembly